This is a messenger RNA of Cydia fagiglandana, 2220 nucleotides long. Its product is annotated as allatotropins-like. NCBI's taxonomy places the organism in Eukaryota, Metazoa, Arthropoda, Insecta, Lepidoptera, Tortricidae. The record is from RefSeq and is a predicted model, not a curated record. The coding region runs from base 202 to 906 and encodes 234 amino acids. The transcript is spliced from 9 exons.
AUAUUUUAAAAUGUCACAUAUUUGGACCACAACCUGCAUGACACCUACGCCCGCCUACGCUGGGCGGACGCCGCUUGGACCAACCCCCAAGACCGCCUAUAUAAGCGUCAACCCUCCACUGCUGAGGCCACUCUAGUCUCACCUGCGCGUCGCUCGCGCUGUGUCCAGACGUGCUUAGUGAUUACGACAAACUAAGACAACAUGAGCAUCCCCAUGCAGCUCCUCCUGGUAGUCGCCGCCUUCUGCGUCCUGUCCGACGGCGCGCCGGACGCGCGCAUAGCCCGCGCCAAGCAGCAGCGCCCCACCAGGGGCUUCAAGAACCUCGAGAUGAUGACAGCAAGGGGCUUCGGGAAACGGGGCAGGGUCUCCACUAGGAGUGAACGAGAUGUCGGAGCCCAAACUCCGCCAGAGCGUACGUACCGCGCAACACCGACAUACAAGAGCCCAGCUCAGCAUUACGCAAGAGAUUUUGGAAAAAGAACGCCAGAAAUGGAACAAGAAGAAUCCAAUUCUUACGAGCCCAGGCGCUUCAACCCCAAGAACUUAAUGAUGGUGGCUCGAAGCUUCGGCAAACGGAGUGAUGAGACCGCUGAUGAAGAAGAAGAGAAAAGACCAAGAAGAACGGAUUUCAAGCCCGAUAAUAAAGUUAACGUAGCGGUCGGGUACGGCAAGCGAAAAAUGCCGGACAAGCGAGUGUACGGGUUGGACAACUUCUGGGAGACGCUGGCCGCGCCGGAGAGGGAAGGGCAGGAGAUUGAAGACGACAAGCUCGAAAGCAUCCCAUUGGACUGGUUCGUGAACGAGAUCGUGAAUAAUCCGGACUUCGCGCGAUCCGUGGUCCGCAAAUUCGUAGACAUCAACCAGGACGGCAUGCUAUCAUCGGACGAACUCCUCAGGAACGUGUAAACGACUCUUAAGUUAUUUGUUGUAGACUUUCGGAUUGUUUCCCGUUAUAUACAUUUGUACCAACACUGUCAAGUUGAUUUGAAUAAUACUACUUAAUUAAAAUGUUACUAUAGGUACUGUGAUAUCAAAUAAAAUUUAAUAAUUUUGAAAAAAAAAGUGGGAAUUAUGUUUUUGUACUCUGCUAUUGUAUAGUUUGUUUAAAAUUGGAGUAAUAUAUAACUAUAAUGUUUUAUCAUUAUUGUAAAUAGUUUUUAAAAUACGAUGUCAAUGGCAUAAGAAUUUGUCUAUAAAGUAAUUCCUUAUAUCUAUGUAGGAAAGUGUAGACCUAUAUGAAUGUGUGUCUUCAAAUUUCAUCACAAAUCUAUACUGAAAAAAUAUAUAUAAAUUUUCGAUUUUUUCAAUGUGCGUCACCCUAGUGCGACCUCUGUAAUUUUGAAGUUAUACUUCCUUUUCGUUAUACUUCCUUUUUGUUAUACUUAUUUUUUUUGUAUUUAUAUGCACUUGUUUAUGUCUAAGGUUAAGACAAUAUGUAGGUGCUGUCCCAAUAAAAUAAAUAUAAAAUAAUUGUUUACCACAACACAUUUGUUUUAUAUAAGUUGUAUCUAAGUUUGGUUGUUAAAUGGUAAUUUUUUGUUUUAGCUAUGUUAAUGUAUUUUCGUUAGACAUAAAGUUUUAAUUUAUAUAACUGAAUCGGUACUUGAUCGCGUACAUUAACGUUUUUUUUUAUUUGUGACGUUAGGUACCUUUUCCCGUCGAACGUCACAUUUUUAAUGUCACUUUCGAAACGUCAGGCCAAAUAAAAAGCGAGUACGAGUAAGUUCAGUUUUAUAAAUUAUAACUGAAAAUCGUGUUAGUUUAAAUCAAUAUACAUGUAGUUUCAAAAAAUGCUUAUUAUUAGAGGUCCUGGCACCGUGACGUACAUACAUAGAGAAAAAAUAUUAUUAAAUGUUGAAAAUCAAGAAGUAGGUAAGAGGUAAAAGACUAAAAUAAUACGUUAGUGGUUAUCAGUGUACUUUAGUUCUGUCAAAGAUAUUUGUAAAGUUUUCAAAAAAAAAGGGGAAAGGCAACAUUUUCUUAUUUAUUGACACAUUUAUUUAGGCUGGGGUUUACAAAGUGAAUUAUCAAAGUUUAUUGAGAUUUUGUAUUACCUCUGACGCUCUACAUACAUACAUGUAAUGUUACAUAAUGGAUAUGAUAAUUUCUAGGCUAGCGAGUCAAAUAUUCGAGAAUCAAUGUUUUGGAUACCCAAUGUUUACUUAGUUUGUUGUUAAAGACACUAUCGACGUUAUGGAUGAAAUAAAUUUAUCGGGUACC